Messenger RNA from Schizosaccharomyces octosporus yFS286, 2756 nucleotides. RefSeq names its product translation elongation factor G. The record is from RefSeq and is a predicted model, not a curated record. Bases 85 to 2550 code for a protein of 821 amino acids. NCBI's taxonomy places the organism in Eukaryota, Fungi, Ascomycota, Schizosaccharomycetes, Schizosaccharomycetales, Schizosaccharomycetaceae. Gene Ontology annotation, biological process: ribosome disassembly; mitochondrial translation. Gene Ontology annotation, molecular function: GTPase activity; GTP binding. Gene Ontology annotation, cellular component: mitochondrion. The transcript is spliced from 2 exons.
UGUUACUCCCACCUUAUAUUCUUGAAUUCUCAUACACUGUACAACCAUGACCUUUUCGUUACCGUAAUACUAAUAUUCACCUUCAUGCUUCGACCAUUGGGUAAAUUCGUCAAACCUACUAUAUUUUUAUGGAAACGAUUAUCAUCAAAUAAUGCGGUUCGUAAGAUACGAAAUGUUGGAAUCAUUGCUCACAUAGAUGCGGGAAAAACAACGCUGACCGAAAAAAUGUUGUACUAUGGAGGUUAUACUAAUCAAUUCGGAAAUGUCGACACUGGCAAUACUAUCAUGGAUUAUCUACCUUCAGAGCGUGAAAGAGGAAUUACUAUCAACUCUGCAGCAAUUACAUUUCCAUGGAGAGGACACACUAUAAAUUUGAUUGAUACUCCUGGUCAUGCAGACUUUACUUUUGAGGUAGAACGGUCAGUUGCAGCUUUAGAUGGUGCAGUAGCAAUCUUGGAUGGUAGUGUCGGCGUUGAAGCGCAGACAAAAGUAGUGUGGGGUCAAGCAACUCGAUAUGGCAUUCCCAAAGUAAUUUUCGUUAACAAGAUGGACCACAUUGGAUCAAGUCUUUCAAAAACAAUGCGGUCUAUAUAUACUCAAUUGGAAUGUCACAAUCCAGUUAUCCUUCAGCUUCCGGUAUUUUCAGAAUCAUUUGAGGAGAAGAAAUUUUUAGGCGUAAUGGACGUUCUCCGACAGAAAAUGAUCCUUUGGGACGUAUCUGCGGACCCAAUAUCCCAUGAUGGUAAACAUGUUCGCGAAUUCCCCAUACCUGAAGAGAAUAAGGAUGAAUUUCAAGAAGCAAGAGAAGCCAUGGUAAUGGCUCUUUGUGAUCUGGAUGAAACUCUGUGUGAUGAAUAUUUGCAAACUGAAAACGUAAAUGCAUUUUCGGAAGAACGGUUGGCUCCUGUUUUACGAGAGCAAUGCAUCAUGGGAAAUAUCGUCCCAGUUCUAUGUGGAUCCUCGUUGAAGAACAUUGGUGUUCAACCUGCUUUGGAUGCAAUAGUUGAUUAUCUUCCUGAUCCUGUCGAGGCUGAUAAGCUUAUGAAAAAAGAAAUCACUAAUGUCACCAACAAUACUGCUUUAAAAAAUCUACCUCUGUACGCGCUAGUCUUUAAAGUAAUUCAUACACCAACUAGCGGGAUUCUGUCCUACGUCCGCGUGAGAGAGGGAACUUUGAAACGGGGAACGAUGAUCUUCAACCCGAGGACAAAAAAGACUGAGCGUGCUAUAAGAAUAUAUAAUGUAUAUGCUGAUCAGACUGAGGAAGUAAACGAAAUCUCUGCGGGAAACAUAGGUUUGAUAGGAGGUUUAAAAGAAUUUCAUACUGGUGAUGCCAUCACCACAAAAACUAAAGGUAAAGAACAACCAUAUCUAAAAAAGGAGAGUCUUUCUCAACUACAUAUACCUAUUCCAGAACCAGUUUGCAUGGCUGUCUUAGAACCAGAAUCUUUAAAAGAUGAACCAAAGUUACUAGAAGCACUGGCGAGUUUAGUUCGUGAAGACCCUUCUCUUAGAUAUACACAGAAUAGUGAAAGCAAUCAGUGGAUUUUAGAGGGAAUGGGAGGAUUACAUCUGCAAAUCUCGCACCAACGGCUCGUGAAUGAUUUUGGUGCUCGAGUAACUUUAGGAAAGCUUCAAGUAGGAUAUCGUGAAACCAUUGCAAAGCCUUAUAAUUUUACUGAAGACGAUCCUUCUUCGGAUAUAUCACUGCAUUUACGAUUAUAUCCGUUAGACGGAAGCAUCGACACCGUUGAUUUCUCCAAGAGUGCCAACCAUGUUCAGGAAGGAUUUGUCUUCCGGGGCUGGACCCAGAAUGCUUCCGUUACUUUUCCAGAAAAUAUAGACUCGUCUUCUAUUAACGAGCAUUUGUUCUACGGUAUUUUAGCGGGUUUAUCUCAUGGGCCACUAUAUGGAUUCCCCCUCUGGAACGUUCAAGCAGAGAUCCAUAUCAAUGCUUGCUCUUUACCAUCCUCUGGUUCUUUUUCUUCCCUAAGUCCUUUGGCGAUUCUAGCUCAGGCAGCGUCAAAAGCAACUCGACAGGCCGUUCAAAGACUGUAUUCUCAGUCUCCCAACGCGUUUUCCAUUUUGGAACCAUAUAUGGAUAUAACCAUAACAACUCCAGAUGAAUAUUUAGGUGUCAUUACUAAAGACUUGGUUGGAAAGAGAAAUGCUGUUAUCCAUGAAAUUGUUGAUGAUACAAGUACCGAUCCUCUAGGAGAGUCAGUUUCAUUAGAAAACGCGGCGAGCAAUAUAGCAAAAACGAAGUACAUCCCAAGAGAAACCUCUGCAUAUUCCUCUGUCGAAAAAGAAUAUAAAACGCAAAAUGAAUCGUAUUUUACCUCUAAAACCAAGCGUGUUUCUGCACAAGUUCCCAUGGAACGACUGCUUGAUUAUAAUUCGGUAUUAAAAGCUUUGGCUAAAGGUAAUGCAAGGUUUACAAUGUCUCAUAUUCAGAAUCCUUCUUCUACAUCUUCUCCAACCCCGUCUUCAUCCUUCCUACCCAUGUCCACUGAACGCCAAAAGCAGGUUUUUGCUACUGAAAUGUUUUGAGGUUCAUGGGAGAAAUAAAAACAUGAGUUUAUUUAUAUAAAAUUGUUAUGAUUAUUAUAGAAUUCUUUACUCCAAAUUCUGUAUUUUGAAAUUUCGUUUUCUAUACCUUUCGGUGUACGUGAAUUAUUGUAUUCUUACGGAGUUGCGUACUUGCGGUAAUUCACGCUUCUAUAAACUUACCCUUAACACAUAUCACCACUUUUCAC